AUGCAAAUCAAGAAGACUCUCGCUGCCUCCGCCUUGGCCGGUUCUGCCAUGGCUGCUUAUGUUCCAUCUGAGCCAUGGACUACUCUGACUCCAUCUGCUACCUACAGCGGUGGUUUGACCGAUUACCCAUCUACCUUCGGUAUUGCUGUCAUUCCAAUUACCACCUCUGUGUCUACCCACUCUGCUCCAGGUGCUACUCAUACUUCUGCUCCUUCUGACAAGAAGGCCUCUGACAAGAAGUCCUCCGACAAGAAGGCUUCCAACAAGAAAGACAAGAGAGACGGUGCCGCUAUCUCCCAAAUCGGUGAUGGUCAAAUCCAAGCUACUACUGCUACCUUGAAGCCAACUCCAAAGACUACCGCUGCUGCUGUAUCUCAAAUUGGUGAUGGUCAAAUCCAAGCUACCACUGCUACUCCAAAGCCAACUGCUCAAGCUGUUUCCCAAAUCGGUGACGGUCAAAUCCAAGCUACUACCGCUACCCAAAAGCCAACUGCUCAAGCUGUUUCCCAAAUCGGUGACGGUCAAAUCCAAGCUACUACCGCUACCCAAAAGCCAACUGCUCAAGCUGUCUCUCAAAUCGGUGACGGUCAAAUCCAAGCUACCACCGCUACCCAAAAGCCAACCGCUGCCGCUGUCUCUCAAAUCGGUGAUGGUCAAAUCCAAGCUACCACCUCUACUCAAAAGCCAACUGCUCAAGCCGCUUCCCAAAUCGGUGACGGUCAAAUCCAAGCUACUACCAAGACUACUGCCAAGACUACUGCCACUGCUGCUUCUCAAAUCAAGGAUGGUCAAGUCCAAGCUACCACUUCCUCCGGUGCCCCAGCUGCUUCCGGUUCUGCCGCUCCAGCUAAUCCAAAUGACCCAGUGAAGGCUCAAUCUUGUAAGACCAACGGUACUCUGUCUAUGACUUUGAAGGGUGCUGUUCUAACAGAUGGUAAGGGUAGAAUCGGUUCCAUUGUUGCCAACAGACAAUUCCAAUUCGACGGUCCACCACCACAAGCUGGUGCCAUCUACGCUAAGGGUUGGUCUUUGACUCCAGAUGGUAACUUGGCUAUCGGUAACAGCGAUAUCUUCUACCAAUGUCUAUCUGGUGGUUUCUACAACUUGUACGAUGAAUCCAUCGGUGACCAAUGUAAGCCAGUUAACUUGCAAGCCAUUGACUUGGUCAGCUGUUAA
Kluyveromyces marxianus DMKU3-1042 is the source of this 1176-nucleotide messenger RNA. It is a transcript of the gene PIR1, whose product is annotated as cell wall mannoprotein HSP150. Gene Ontology annotation, cellular component: fungal-type cell wall. The transcript has a single exon. Gene Ontology annotation, biological process: fungal-type cell wall organization. Bases 1 to 1176 code for a protein of 391 amino acids. Gene Ontology annotation, molecular function: structural constituent of cell wall. The record is from RefSeq and is a predicted model, not a curated record. NCBI's taxonomy places the organism in Eukaryota, Fungi, Ascomycota, Saccharomycetes, Saccharomycetales, Saccharomycetaceae.